Oryctolagus cuniculus (rabbit) is the source of this 1020-nucleotide messenger RNA. The record is from RefSeq and is a predicted model, not a curated record. Lineage: Eukaryota; Metazoa; Chordata; Mammalia; Lagomorpha; Leporidae.
UUCUGCCCGUUAGCCAAACCCGAUUCCGAGGGGCACAGGUGGGUGGCGAGGGGCACAGGUGGGUGGCGGAGGGAGGGCGAAGCCACUCUGAGGCCAGCGGCUGCACUGAGCUGACAGGAGACAGCCGUAAUAAUGUUUACCGAGAGAGUCUGGCUGUGACACGGCAGGAAGGGCGGGCCUCGGUCAUUAGGCCUCAGGGGACACUCGGUUUCACAACCCGGUACCUUGCGAGGGAGGGCUUUCCCUCUGAGAGUCCUUUGGGGGUCUUUUAUGGAGUUCCAUUACCCUAAUGUGGAGUAAAAGAAACCCCACAUGUUGCCACUCAGUGAAAAAGAAAGCAUUUAAAAAAAAAAAAACACCUUCUCUCUUUAAAAAUCCUGGCAUGCAAAUAAGGGGCUUUAAUGUGGCUCUCAGCGAUUGGUAGGUAGAUACAAAAGCCGUCAUUUCCUCGCAGCCGCAGGAUGCAAACCGAAAGGCCGAGUGCCGCUUUCCUAUUGGCUGCCGCUCUCGGCCAAUAAAACUGCCUCCCUUCACCCCUCCUGGUAGCUCUUAUAAAUUACAUCAAAUUGCCUAUCCUUUCCAUAGCCUCUCCUAGAAAAACAAGCUGAAAUCAGGUUUUUAGCCGUCAUGUCUGGACGCGGAAAGCAAGGCGGCAAGGCGCGCGCCAAGGCCAAGUCGCGGUCAUCGCGCGCCGGGCUGCAGUUCCCCGUGGGCCGGGUGCACCGGCUGCUGCGCAAGGGCAACUACGCCGAGCGCGUCGGCGCCGGCGCCCCGGUGUACCUGGCGGCCGUGCUCGAGUACCUGACGGCCGAGAUCCUGGAGCUGGCGGGCAACGCGGCGCGCGACAACAAGAAGACGCGCAUCAUCCCGCGCCACCUGCAGCUGGCCGUGAGAAAUGACGAGGAGCUCAACAAGUUACUCGGGGGUGUCACCAUCGCGCAGGGCGGCGUGCUGCCCAACAUCCAGGCCGUGCUGCUCCCCAAGAAGACGGAGAGCCACAAGCCUGGCAAGAGCAAGUGA